Molecule: messenger RNA, 1750 nt
Organism: Prinia subflava (tawny-flanked prinia)
Lineage: Eukaryota; Metazoa; Chordata; Aves; Passeriformes; Cisticolidae
Product: serpin B12-like
Exons: 8
Coding region: 273-1523 (416 amino acids)
Biological process (GO): negative regulation of endopeptidase activity
Molecular function (GO): serine-type endopeptidase inhibitor activity
Source: RefSeq, a predicted model, not a curated record
AUAUUGCCUGCCAGACUUGUUGGGCAGCUUGAGAGAAAUGCUAAUAGCAUAUUGCUAGAUAUAGGUUUCCCAUUCUUCUGUGGGGAAACUUCAUGGUGAUGGCAUUUGUUUUAAACAGCAAGAUGCUGCUAUCAGCAAUCAUUGGUUAGAGGCUGAACUUUCCCACAAGAGAGUGGGAGAUUUUUUAAUACAGUAUUCACAGGAACGUGCUCCAGAACUCAGCUGUUGUCGUCUUCAUUUAACCUCUUCAGGCAAGAAGCAGCCACUUCAUUAUGGACUCCAUUUCUAGACCAAUUACUGAGUUUUGCCUUGAUCUCUACAAAAAGCUCAACAGAAGUGCAGAGGACACAAAUAUUGUCUUCUCUCCAAUGAGCAUCUCUGCUGCCCUGGCCCUGAUCCAUCUUGGUGCAAAAAACAACACUGCUGCUCAGAUAGAAAAAGUGCUCCAUGUCAGGAAAGCUGCAGGAAGAACGAGUCUUGGACAUGAUCACGAGAGUGCAGCCCCAGAAAUGGAGCCAGCAGCAAGCCUGGAGAGUCAGCCUUCCUUCUCAGAGUGCAACAAGGAGGGAGACCUUAACCAUAAAGUCUUCCAGGAGCUGCUUUUACAACUACAAAACCUUGGUGAAAAAUAUGUUUUAACCUUGGCCAACAAUCUCUUUAUACAACAAGGAUUUGAACUCCACCAGCAAUUUCUGAUGUGUAGCAAAGAACUGUAUGGAGCAAUGCUGCAAACAGUGGACUUUCAUGGUGCUGUUGAAGCUGCCAGAAGAAAAAUUAAUGCUUGGGUUGAAAGUGAGACACAAGGUAAAAUCAAGGAACUCUUUGCACCUGGUGUGAUUGAUGGACACGCACUGCUGGUGCUUGUGAAUGUAAUCUACUUCAAAGCAUCCUGGGAACGCAAAUUUGAGGAAGAAAAAACAGUUCAGAGGGAUUUUAAACUGAAUCAGAACAGAAGGAAACCUGUGCAGAUGAUGUAUCAGAAAGGCAAAUUUAACCUGGGCUACAUUGAGGAGGUGGGUGCUCAGAUCCUUGAACUCCCUUAUGCUCAGAAGUCACUGAGCAUGAUCGUCCUGCUGCCAGGUGAUGCGGCUGAUGGAUCUGUCAGUGGGCUGGAGCAGAUUGAAAGCACAAUCACCUAUGAAAAUUUAAUGCUGUGGGCCUCCUCAGAGAACAUGUUUGAGACAACAGUGGAGGUUUACCUGCCCCGAUUCAAGCUGGAGGGCACCUUUAACCUCAACGAGGUUUUACAAGAGAUGGGGAUGACUGACAUCUUCACUGAAUCAAAAGUUGACCUUUCUGCAAUGACGUUUGCAAAAUCUCUGGUGCUGUCAAACGUUGUCCACAAGGCGUACGUGGAAGUCAAUGAGGAAGGCACCGUGGCGGCGGCUGGCACCGGAGCUUCCAUUGUGAGGAGGUCUCUGCCUCUCACAGAGGUGUUCAUGGCUGAUCAUGCUUUCUUAUUCUUUAUUAGACACAACCCUACCAAUACUAUCAUUUUCCUUGGCAAACUCUGUUCACCUUAAAAUCAGGAUUACUUUCUAACACUGUGAGGAACACCUAGAUGAAAAGCAGAAAUUGUAAUUUUCUCCCAAAUGCUUUCUUAAUCCUUUGACAAUUAGUUUGUACUUCAAAAUAAUCACUGCAGGCAGUUUUGUUUAGAACCUAUAAUUUGAAUGCUCUACCACUAGACUCCUUGAAUUGUAACUAUUGAUCUGAAUCCAGAAUACAAGUAAAGUUUACCUUAAACUCA